GCUCAAGGGCGGGACUUGUCGGGUGGUUAAAAAAAUCAUAACGUUGCGUGAAUGCGUGUUCGGUUUGAUCAGACCUGCUAACACACAGCUGUGAAAUAGCUAACUAUUUCUAGCGCUAUCACAACACAUUUCGUUUCCGACAAAUUUCACACGCCGUGAUUUUAUUUCAUUUUAUCGUCAAUCUGCAGUUUGUUUAUGGCGUGAGCGUUGUUCAGUUUGGGGGCGUGUCUCCAAGCGCGAGCUACAGGACAUGUUUCAUUUCCAGCUCUGAUUUUUUAGUAGUACUUUGUCAACAUAGUUAAACCUUCAUGAUUUAACGCUCGUGUAGACGUUUCCCAGACGCGAGUCUCUGGGCCAUUUAAUACGAUAAUCAAACAGCGUUCGCAACAUAUAAAUAAAUGCGCGAGCUUUUCUCUCCACGCGAGCGUUUCGGUCUUAGCGCGAGCUUUCAUUUCCCCUUUUAUUUGUCAUACUGAAGCUGAACGGGCCCGUAUCCUCGUGUGAUAUCACGAAACAUGGAGCACACAGGCUGCGUCAACAUCUGCAGUCUCACCAGCACCUUACCGGUGAUUCCGUAUCGAAAACUAACGGACUUGCACUACAUCAGUAAGGGAGGAUUUGGGACUGUAUUCAGGGCGCAGCACAGUGACUGGCGCACUACAGUAGCGAUCAAGUGCUUGAAACUCGAUUCACCGGUUGGCGAGAGAGAAAGGAAUUGUUUACUGAAGGAAGCUGAGGUGCUUCACAAGGCUCGAUUUAACCACAUCAUUCAGAUUUUUGGGGUGUGCAAUGAGCCUGAGUUUUUCUGCAUUGUGACAGAGUUCAUGACCAAUGGAUCGCUGGAUGAACUACUGCAUGAGAAAGAUAUGUACCCAGUGGUGGCCUGGCCAUUGAGACUUCGCAUUCUUUAUGAGAUAGCUCUAGGGGUCAAUUUCCUCCACAAUAUGACCCCACCUCUUCUACAUCAUGAUCUCAAAACUCAGAACAUCCUGCUGGAUGGGGAAUACCAUGUCAAGAUUGCUGAUUUUGGCUUGUCUAAAUGGCGUCAGCUCUCUAUCACUAAAGGCUCUGGCUCCAAACCUGCUGAAAUGGGAGGCACUGUUAUCUAUAUGCCACCUGAGGAGUAUGAACCAUCAAAGAACCGUCGCACUGAUGUCAAAUAUGACGUGUACAGUUACGCCAUCAUCAUGUGGGAAGUGCUUUCAAGACGGAUACCAUUUGAAGAGGCCACCAAUCCAAUGCUGAUCAUGUUCAGCGUCCUUCAAGGGUCGCGGCCCGACACGGGUCCAGACAGUCUGCCCGCAGACAUUCCCAGCAGAGAAACCCUCAUAAACAUCAUGACCUCCGGCUGGACCGCCAACCCAGACGACCGGCCCUCCUUCCUCAAUUGUCUUAUUGAACUGGAGCCCAUGUUGAGAAGGUUCGAUGAUAUUGAAGUCUUAGAAGCAGUACUGGAGGUCAGACGGACAAAAUAUAUGAGGCCAGGAAGCUGCUGCUCAUCAACUCAAACAAACGGAAAACAAACCAAGGAGAAGAGUGUAAAGGAGCAAAACGUCCCUUGGCCGUACAACAGUUCCACAUCUGGAUCGGGUUCCUGCUCUUCCCAGGAAGCAGACAUUUCUCUUCCAGGCUUCCUUACCAUAUCAAAUAUACCACCUUCUCAAGGUUUGUCAGCUGCUCAGGCUAGUCCACAGCCUUCAAUAAUGUCCCUUCCAAUUGAUCCUCCAAAGCCUCUUGUGGACAACUGCUCUCGAAACAAUCUCAGUCCUGAAUACCAGACGGCCCAGCACGUAUCUGACUUAAACAUACGCAUGAAGCCACAUUCGCCCCAGAGUGAGAUUGAUUUGGCCCUUGACAUACAACCGCUCACCAUACAGCCACACCCACAAGAUUUUGCCACACCAUUGGACUCUGAAGGUCCUGCUGCCCGCUGGAUCGCAUCCCGACGGGAGGACGUUGUACGCCAGAUGACGGAGGCGUGCCUCAACCAGACUUUAGACGCUCUGCUGGCUCGCGAGCUCCUGAUGCGUGAGGACUACGAACUAGUCGUGAACCAAUCGACACGCACCGCCAAAGUACGCAAGCUUUUGGACACCUGCGAACGGCACAGCGAGGAGUUUUGUCGCGUGGUGGUAAAGAAACUCCUGGACAACAAGCAGAUGGGACUGCGGCCCUACCCCGACCUCAGCACCGUUAGCCCACCUCCACCUUAUACUCCUGUCACCUCCCCUUUCGUUUCUAACUCCUUCAACAACACACGAAACAUCUUCUGACCUCCUCCCAGCUGGAGAAAUGUGAGUCUUGCUUUCUCAUUGGGCUUUUGCUAAGGGAUCAUUCCUGCAUUGGUUUGCUGCUUAGGUUGCAGUUUGUGUUCCUGUGCUUUUGGCAGUUGGGGAGUUGAGCACUUUUGUCCCGAGUUUAGCAUGAACCAUUUUAAAGCUACUGGUGCUGGGAAAAACAAGUCUAGCAAUGUUGAAGUUCCACUAAAAAUGUUUAGAUUGCCAGGAAACAAGUUCCUGUCUCUCUGAAAGCAGUAAAAUGCUUAAGCUAUCAAUCAUUUGAUUCUUCCUUGCCAGCGCGUCAUUUGCAAAAAUUCAUCAGGAAUGCCACAUCCUUUUGUUUGGCUGCCUUACCAACGUAACGCAUCUUCAUAACCACACAGGCCUGGACUUGGAAUUAGUGUGAAUCAGCAUUUUCUGUCUUCCUUUUUGUAAACCAGUGUUUUCGUUUUCCAAAUUGAAACUUAGAUAGUUUUGACCGUCUUUUAAUGUGUGUUGUGCUGCGUCAGGGUUUAUCUAUUGAACAAUCUGUACAUAUGUUGUACUCUCAUGUGGUUCAGCUGAAAUAAACUUUGCUGAAAAACUGAGGAAAUGACAGUCUAAGAAAA
This is a messenger RNA of Misgurnus anguillicaudatus (oriental weatherfish), 2887 nucleotides long. It is a transcript of the gene ripk2, whose product is annotated as receptor-interacting serine-threonine kinase 2. Gene Ontology annotation, biological process: positive regulation of canonical NF-kappaB signal transduction; positive regulation of apoptotic process; protein phosphorylation. Gene Ontology annotation, cellular component: cytoplasm. The record is from RefSeq and is a predicted model, not a curated record. NCBI's taxonomy places the organism in Eukaryota, Metazoa, Chordata, Actinopteri, Cypriniformes, Cobitidae. Gene Ontology annotation, molecular function: JUN kinase kinase kinase activity; ATP binding.